UCAUGAGUGCCUGUACAGACGGACCUGCUUUUGGAAAGACAAAGGAGACGGCCAGGAUAGUAAUUAUCGGAGCUGGGGCCUCAGGAAUCGCGGCAGCCACUAGGCUUUUGGAACAAGGAUUCAAGAACGUCCAACUUUUCGAGGCGGAGGAUCGCAUCGGGGGUCGCAUCAACACGGUUCCCUUUGCCGAUAGCUUCGUCGAUCUGGGAGCUCAAUGGUGUCAUGGGGAGGAGGGCAAUGUGGUCUACGAGAAGGUCAAGGACCUGGAUGUCCUCGAUAGGACCGGGGACUUUGCAGGUUACUUUGUGCGCUCCAACAAGGAAAUCCUCUCCGACGAUCAGGCCAAGGCUCUUAUGGAAUUUAAAGACAAUUUUGAGAUGAAGCCCGAUUGGGAGGGAUCCGUGGGUGAUGCCAUCACCGAGAGCUACUGGAAGGAGGUUGGCCAGCAGCUGGUUCCCAACGACAGGAGCGUCGCCAAGGAGGCUCUGGACUCCUUGAAGCGGCACAUUUGCAGUGAGGAUGCCUGCGAUCAUGUCUUCGAACUUUCACCUCGAAGCUAUCUAAACUUUGCUACGUCGGGUGGCGAUCAGAAUCUCAGCUGGCGGCGAAAGGGCUACUGGAAGUUUUUGAGCCUCCUGCUGAAUGCCAACGAGGAUCAGCCGGGUGACCAGGGAGAUCUCAAGGGACACGUGCAGCUCAACAAACGGAUAGCUGAGAUCAAUUGGUCGGGAGACGGUGAACUGACCCUUCGCUGUUGGAACGGACAAAUAGUCUCGGCGGAUCAUGUCAUUUGUACCGUCUCCCUGGGAGUUCUUAAGAAGAAGCACCAGAAGCUCUUUGUCCCAGCUCUUCCGGCUGCCAAAGUCAGGUCCAUCGAGGGCCUCGGACUGGGCACUGUGAACAAGUUCCUCCUCGAGUUCGAGGAGCAGCCAAUGCCGGAGAACAUGAGAGGCGUCGCCUUCCUUUGGCUGGAGGAGGAUCUCAAGGAGCUGCGAGGUGGCAAGUUCUUUUGGCUGGAGAGCAUCAGCACCGUUCAUCGAGUGGAUCGUCAGCCACGACUGCUGGAGGGUUGGAUAAUCGGAGCCCAUGCUCGGUAUAUGGAGACCCUCAGCGAGGAGAGGGUCCUCGAGGGUCUGCAGUGGCUCUUUAGGAAGUUCCUGAAGUUCAGCGUGCCCCAUCCGAAAAGCUUCUUGCGCUCCCAGUGGCACUCCAAUCCGAACUUCCGUGGCAGCUACAGUUUCUACCCCACCUAUGCCGAUGAACUUCGCACGGGACGCACCGAUCUGGGGUCACCAUUGGUUCAUGUCUCGGGACGUCCAAGGGUCCAGUUCGCCGGAGAGGCCUCCAGUCGUAACCACUUCUCCACGGUCCAUGGAGCCACUGAGUCGGGAUGGCGCGAAGCAGAUCGCCUCAAUGAAUUCUACAAAGGACGAGCUGAGAACUAAGGAUCAAGUUUCCCCAAAAAAUUGUCAGAAACAAACUCUAUUUUGAAAUCAAUUCUUAGUUCUUCAUUCUUAAUUCAUUCUAUAAAGAUUAUUUUAAAAUGUAGCUAAUCGG
Molecule: messenger RNA, 1557 nt
Organism: Drosophila takahashii
Lineage: Eukaryota; Metazoa; Arthropoda; Insecta; Diptera; Drosophilidae
Product: spermine oxidase
Molecular function (GO): polyamine oxidase activity
Source: RefSeq, a predicted model, not a curated record